AUGCCCGACGCUACCAUGCUCGCCGGCGGACGCCCCUUCACGCCCCUCCCGACCCAACCCAGCUUCAUCACCCUCUCCCCCGAAGAAAAGGCCGCAGGCAAAUGGUCGCGCGCCAACAUGCAGCGCGCCAUCGAGAUCCUCCACCGGGACGGCUUGCUCGCCAUCAGCGGUGCCGUCGACCUCGAGCAUGUCAAGGCCUUGCAAGAAUCGAUGACUGCUACUUCGAAGCAGAUCAAGGGCUCCCUCAAGCAUCUCUCGCAGUACAAUCACGGCAUCGACACCAACUUCCUCAUGUCUGCGCCUCUCGCCGACCCCGCCUUGCGCUUCGAAGACGUCUUCUCGAACGAGUUUGUGAUCGCCGUCCUCGAGAACUACCUCGGUCCUGGGAUCAAGCUCAACUUGCUCACCGCCAACUGUGCACUGGCUAAUACGAACAAGCGGCAGAACGUGCACAAGGAUGCGCCCUGGCUGCACCCGAACUGCCCGUAUCUUGUCAACACCAACCUCGCUCUGAGCGACUUCACCCCCGAAAACGGCAGCACCGAAUUCUGGCUCGGCUCUCACGUCUGUUCGACAGGACACGAGCAAGUGUGGCUCUCGCACAACGCCGAGACGCCUAUCUGCGACGUCGCGCCCGAUGCGGUUGAGGAGAGGAGGAAGGUCAGGCCUGGAGCGCAGAUUACGGUACCGAUGGGGACGAUCACGUUGAGGGAUAUGCGGACUUGGCAUGCUGGCAUGCCCAACUCGACGAACGAGGACCGGAUCAUGACGGCUGUCGGAUACGCCGCGAGCUGGUACCCCGAGCCAGAAAGCCGGAUGAAGGCUCCUCUCUCCGCCGAAGAGCUUCUCACGAAGCGGACAGACCACCAACUCGAGUUCAUCCCCGACGAAGAGUGGCUCGCAAUCGCGCAGGACUGGGACCUCGCGAGCGAGGCGUCGAUCAAGCUGCCGGACGUCGUUGGGCACCGCAAGUCUUCGAAGGUGCCGGCGGGUGAGCGGGAGUGGGCGCCGCUCAAUCACGUCGCGGACGAGGAGAAGUUCGUGCGAGGGAAGUGA
Molecule: messenger RNA, 1056 nt
Organism: Rhodotorula toruloides NP11
Lineage: Eukaryota; Fungi; Basidiomycota; Microbotryomycetes; Sporidiobolales; Sporidiobolaceae
Product: phytanoyl-CoA dioxygenase family protein
Exons: 6
Coding region: 1-1056 (351 amino acids)
Source: RefSeq, a predicted model, not a curated record